Penicillium salamii is the source of this 2316-nucleotide messenger RNA. Lineage: Eukaryota; Fungi; Ascomycota; Eurotiomycetes; Eurotiales; Aspergillaceae. The record is from the annotation of a GenBank genome assembly.
AUGUCGUCAACUCCCGAUAGUCAGACGCAAGCUCUGAAACGCAAGUCAACGGACCCGCGCAUGGACCCCAUAGCCAAAAGACACAGUCUUCAGUAUGACCCGCAGGUCCCAUGGCUGCACGAUUCCAACCCUACAGGUAUAUGGCGGACUCAAGGAAAUCCGGAUGUCCACCAUGCGCUGCCACUGGCAAACAUGGUGUCUGCCGUCCAAGACCUGAUAGACCCAGACUUUGAUCCGUUGACAGCAAUGCUGGACGACGAGCCUCGAUUCCUCAAGCCGUUGCCUGCUCGGAUUGCUCCAGAAGAUUUGGAGUUUUUGCGAUUCCGCGGUGCGCUUUCUCUUCCAGAGAGCGGACUCCGCCAUGAACUGCUGCGCUGCUAUAUCCAAUGGGUGCACAGUUUCAUGCCCGUUUUGAACCUGCAAGAGUUCCUGCGGUGUGUUGCCGAGAACGACCCUGCGGGAAAUGUAAGCAUUCUCUUGUUUCAGGCAGUCAUGUUCAUUGGUACGGCAUUCGUCGACCUCAAGCAUUUGCAGGAUGCUGGGUAUUCAACGCGCAAGAGCGCGCGUAGUGCUUUUUUCACUCGACUGCGGUUACUAUAUUCACUUGACUGUGAAGAGGACCGCAUUGUGAUUUUGCAAACCCUAUUAUUGAUGACUUACUGGUCUGAUCCAGAAAACAGCCCCCAGCGAGAUAUCUGGGACUGGAUCGGAGUAUGCAACACACAGGCACAAUCGAUUGGACUCAACAAAGACCCCGCAUCUGGUGAAAUGGAUGUACACACUCGACGCCUACGCUCUCGGCUCUGGUGGUGUCUUUUUUCUCGAGAUCGCCUCAUUGCCAUGGGUAUGCGUCGGCCUUUGCAGGUCAAUGAAGGGACAAGUAGCGUUCCAAUGCUCCGCCUAGACGACUUUGAUUUCGAACCAUUCUCCCCAUCUGUGGUUGCAAAUUUCCAUUGCCGCCAACUUGAGGAUGUGUCACACCAGAAACGCCUGGCCAUUAUGUUUAUUGAGAAGAUGAAGCUUUGCCAAUGUAUCGGCAGAGUAUUAUUCGCCCAAUAUACACCAUCUCAACGUCAGUUUGGUGCCACAAAUCGCACUACAGUCACUAUCGUGCCACGUCAGGCUUCUGAGUCCGAGUUUGCACGAUGUGGUCAGAAACUCGAUUCUUGGCUGAGUGCGCUACCCAAGGAUGCCCAGUUCAUCCCCAAAACAAGGACCAAUUUUCGUGAAGGCGAAGAUGUUCUAUUAUUACAUGGAGCAAUGCUCCGCAUGCUUUACCAUGCGACCAGCAGUGCGCUCCAUCGACCGUGGGCAACAGCUUCGAAAGACCAGUCGAAGACACGCAACGAAUGGCGAAACACUGCCCGCACCAAGAUGCACGAUGCAGCGGGAGGCAUCACACAUAUCAUUCAAGGCUUGAACCAGCUCAAUCUAACACGUUUCCUACCCCAAUCCGGCGUUACUGUGAUUUUACCCGCUGCCGUGGCGCACUUAUCCAACACAAUGUCUGACAACGCAGCUGUUCGCGAAAGCAGUGUCUUCAACUUCCACCGUUGCAUACAAGUUCUGCAUUGUCUGAAGGACAUUUACCCAGCCGCCGAUCAAGAGUACGCUAACAUUGAAGCUGCUAUAAAGAUGCAGUCCGGAGCAUCGAGUACAUUCUUUGAAGUGAUGCAGUACAAUCUUGAUUCUCCCGCUACCUCUUUAACAACCAGGAAAUCAAGUACCUCGCAGUCUUUGCCAACGCCUCAACUAUAUUCAUCGUUACUGGGAAGGCCAGCAAGUGACAAUGAAGCGUCUAGGCCACGGGCUGCAUCUGCCCAAGAGACCACCGAUCAAAUGAAGCAAAGCCCUCAACCCGCGCAAGAGCCAGCCCCACCGGUUUUCCCAAAUGACUUCGAUCAAUUUGACGACCCAAAUAACGUCGACAAUAAUCCGUUCAAUUUUCUUUCAAUCGAUAUUGACUCCUUCCCCGACAUUCCUACGUCUGCCAACCCAAUGGACUUCAAUAAUGCCGAUCCAAUGAACGUUUCUCCACAUACCCAGGAUCCGGAGACCGUUGACUGGGCGCAAGAGCUCUUCCGGGAGACUGACAUGAACCAAUUACGCCAUACCGAAGCCUUCGGCGAACUCCACACAGCGAAUCAAACACAAGAUACCCCGGAACAUGAGACAUUUCCAUUCACUCUGGAAGGCGCAGAUGACAUCAUGUCACAGGUUGAUAUUCGACACCAAUCCACAACCAGUGCACGGCCUGAUAUCACUGGCGAUUUGGACAGAGACCUUGGCUUUCAAUCUGGGGAUGAUAUGUUCUGA